This is a messenger RNA of Exophiala oligosperma, 1399 nucleotides long. RefSeq lists its product as uncharacterized. Bases 400 to 981 code for a protein of 193 amino acids. NCBI's taxonomy places the organism in Eukaryota, Fungi, Ascomycota, Eurotiomycetes, Chaetothyriales, Herpotrichiellaceae. The record is from RefSeq and is a predicted model, not a curated record. The transcript has a single exon.
AGUCAAACUCCUCCUUCUCAUAAACCCCGUCCUUGUCCUCCUCAAUACGCGUUCUCUACCUUCCUCUCCUUCUUAUCUCUUUCUCAAUAAUACCAACAACAGCUCUCUGUCUCCCCGGGUUGUUCUUGUACUUUCUUUGUUUUAUCUACCACCAACACACUUCGAACACUUGUCCUCGUCCUCGUCCUCGUCCUCGUCCAUACAUACCACCGAUCUCUUUGUUUCUUUCACCCUCUCGGAUCUGUCUGUCUCGAGAACCUUCCUGAACACGUCAUUUCUCGUCGUACUAUAACCUUCUUGCGUGCUCUCUCCCCCAACCCUUCGCCACCACCACCACCACCACCUUAAUAUCCAUACGAAACCCUCCGUCUCUUCCACUACCUUUCUCUCACACACACCAUGUCAGACCUACGCAGCGAAGCCAAACCAUACCAACGAGACAAGAACCACAACCGCAAGUGGGCAAGAGGUGGAAAGGGCCAGGUGACCCAGCCCUGCACUCAGCACGAUGAACCCACGGCCAACUGCUACAAAUGUAUCGGCCGUCCCAAGGGUCAACACCUGACCGCCAGCGAGGCGAGACACAAACAGCACCACAAGAACCGAGUCACUUCCCAGACUGCCACCCUCGCCCGCAAGGUCUUUCGGAACGAAGUCGUCGACGCCCUCGACGGCCCCCUGGCCCACGUCUCCGACAACUCCGAGGAGGAAGAUGUCUCGGACGCAUCUGCGGCACCCAUCCCCUCCGAGGCGGAUUUCUUGUACAGCUACGACUCUCGCACCGGCCCUCGUGCCGGCUCGGACCUUCUCAGCAACGCCGUCUCCCAGGCCCUACGACGUUUUGAAAACAACGAGACCGACAAACUCAUCAAGAAGGAAUACGAUGUCGUCGAUGGCAAAGAAAUGGCCGAAAUCUCAACCGACGAGGACGAAUCCCUUGACCUUGAAUUUGAGAUGAUUGACCACACUCACUUGAAUUGAGUGUGUUGCGAUGGGGCCUCAAGGCGCUUGGUUCACCAACUUUGUGUGUGUGGUUUUCGAUUCUAAUAAUGCCACUACUUUCCUUUUCCUUUCUUUUUCUUCUCUGUUAGCAUCAAAGAUACCCCCGAGGAAACAUCAUUAGGGAAGCCGGAAUUUUGCUCCUCAUCAUAACGCAUUACGAGGAAAUUGGGAAAUCGGCGCUUCUUGAGGAUAUGAGAACUUCUUCCUUUUGGGACUAUACAGUCAGUACACAGUACUGGUAUGGGACACAAUGUUCCCUUGGGUUGGCUUGUUGGCGUUUAUUCUGGUAAACGAGGAAUUCCUACGAAUUCUUAGGAGCAGUAUGCGUGCCUGGGUUAUGAUUAUGCAGUACUCCGUACAGAGAUUAUUAUUAUUAUUAUCAUUUGAGAAUGACUAA